This is a messenger RNA of Pogonomyrmex barbatus (red harvester ant), 1959 nucleotides long. Its product is annotated as organic cation transporter protein-like. Gene Ontology annotation, molecular function: transmembrane transporter activity. Gene Ontology annotation, biological process: transmembrane transport. Gene Ontology annotation, cellular component: membrane. Lineage: Eukaryota; Metazoa; Arthropoda; Insecta; Hymenoptera; Formicidae. The record is from RefSeq and is a predicted model, not a curated record.
CAAAAAUAAUUAGCAUUAAAACAGACUUUUAAUAUUUGAGAAGAUAGAGGAAAAGAUGCCACGCGACAGCAAGAAUGAUUGGCGCGAUAUCGGUCUUGUACCGCUGGAUCCUAUUCAAGAGGCCAUGGGCUCUAUGGGCCCAUGGCACAUUGUAAUCACUGUAGCAAUCUCCCUCGUCAAAUUUCCAGUAGCUUGGCAUCAGCUUUCCAUCGUGUUUCUUGCUCCGCCUACUAAUUUCACCUGCAUCGCUCCUUCAUCAGCAAAUCUGAACGAAUCCAUGACAAUGAAAUGUGAGGUUGACAUUGGGAAUGGCACUAUAGAAAAGUGCACCGACUUCAAGUACAAUAGGCGAAUAUUUCGAGAAAGUAUUAUAACGGAGUGGAACUUAAUAUGUGAUAGAGCGCAACUAGCAAAUUUUGCACAAUCCUGUACAAUGUUUGGCGUGCUCAUCGGUAAUUUAAUUUUCAGCAUGAUGGCUGACAGAGUUGGUCGAAAGAAACCGUUAAUGAUCGCAAUCGCAUUGCAAUCAGUGGCAGGAUUUGCAAGCGCAUUCGCACCGUGGUAUGAAUUAUUCUUGGUUCUCAAAUUCAUCUGUGCUGUAUCUACUGGCGGAACGAUGGUCGUCAGCUUUGUUUUACUUAUGGAGAUCAUUGGAAUUGAAUGGCGAUCGAUUAUGUCAGUUCUGUAUCACGUACCGUUUUUACUCGGACAUUUAACGAAUCCUCUGAUAUCCUAUUUAACACGUACAUGGUACGGAUUUCAAAUGGCGGUUUCAAUACCAUCAAUUUUCUUAUUGGCGUAUUACUGGGUUAUUCCAGAAUCACCAAGAUGGCUUCUAGUUAUGGGCAAACCUAGACAGGCAGAACAAAUUUUAAUAAAAGCUGCCGAACGAAAUAGUAUACCGAUAGAAAAUGUAAAGUUAGCGCUUGAAGCUCAUGAAAACCUAAUAACAACCCGACACACGAAGAGUGCCGAGAAAUACAAUAUCACGCAUUUAUUUAGAACUUCAAACUUGAGACUGAAAACUAUAUACAUACUCGUCAAUUGGUUCGUUUGUGGUGGAUGUUUCUUUGGAUUAGCGCAAUACAUGGGUCAAUUAGAUGGCAACAUAUUUAUUAAUAUCGCAGUUUCUGCUGCCAUGCAAUUUCCUGGAACUAUAAUAGUAUUGUUUCUGAUAUCGCGAGUUUCGCGUUUAAAAAUUUUGAUCGGAGGAAACAUUUUGUCUGGCGUGAGUUUACUUCUAAUAACUCUCGUAGUUAACGCAAAUGUCCGGAUAUUUUUGGCAUCUUUGGGUCUUGUGGGUAUGGCUAUUAGUUUUCCCACAGUAUAUCUGUACAGUGGUGAAGUGUUUCCGACUGUUGUAAGAAAUAUUGGCGUUGGCUUGGGAAGUAUCUCUGCCAGAAUCGGAAGUAUGAUUGCACCAUACAUUGCCACAAUGGGUACUAUACAACCUUGGUUGCCUCCAGUAAUAUUUGGUUUAGGCCCGAUAAUAGGCGCCAUGCUUUGUUUAUUUUUACCAGAAACGAUGAACUGCGAAUUGCCCGAAACAAUAGAAGAUGCUGAAAAUUUUGGAAAGAAUAAAUUAGAAGAACAUUGACAAAAUUGAUGUUUAACAUAUGCAUUGGAUUAUAUUUUUCAUAAUUGAAUAUCAUAUAACUUAGGACAUAUAAUUUAGAAUUACAGGUUAAAUUCAAUCAUCUAAAAUAUUGCAUUAAAAUUAAUAUUGCAUUAUAAUAUGUAAUAUUAUAAUAUAAUAUUGCAAUAAUAUUAUUUUUUAUAAAACCAUCAGUCUAUACAAAAGAUUGGUAAUUUAUUAUAAUUUUUUAAAUAUACUGUAAUAGUGAAAUCAUAUGUUUAAAAAUAGAGAAAAUUUUCAUAAAUUAUAUUGUCCAUAUGAGUGAUAUGAUACCAAUGUUAUAUAUCAUAUUUAUAGAAAAAAUAUAACAAUAUUGAACAUAA